GGGAGAGAGAGAGAGAGAGAGAGAGAGAGAGAGAGAGAGGACGGCUCCGAGCGAAGCAACAAGAAGGAAGAAGAGCAAUGGCGACACUGGAUCGCCCGACACCGAGUCCGGACAGCUUCCUGUGCGAGCCCUGGUCCUCGUUCGUCGGCGCGGCUGCUUCACGUGUCGUUGUCAACUCGAGCCCGGACGACAGAGACGAAGAGCUCCCCCGCCUCAGAGAAGCUGCUCCGCUCUGCCAACAAGAAAUGUUCGUCGACAGCCAGUUUCCAGCACUGGAGGAUUUUACUCUUGUUGUGUGCCAUGUCUGCAAUAAGGUGGUCACUCCUCAGGGCAUACUCACACACUAUGGUAGCUGGGGUGUAGUUUCCCUGUGAGACACACAGAGAGACAGAAAGUCCUGGACCACACCCCCCUCCCAUUCCCUCCCCACCCUGCUCCCGCAAAGACAUGCAUAGCAAAAACCAGAAGCGCCACAGCUCCCCUGUCCCCUCCAGGAGCCCCCUGGUCCCCAUGAAGCCCAAAGCGCCGGCAGUGGCCCCCGCUGUGGCUCCCAGUCCUGGAGACACGCUGCCCUUCAGGGUCCCCAAAGACUUCCCUCACUCCCGCUUCAGCAAGGCGCCACUUGCCGUCUAUCCACCAAAGGGGGCACGGAACAAGACAUGUGUCUCGCUUCCUGUCGUAACCUUGGAGAAGAUGCCCUGCCUCAGCCGUGCCGACUCGGCUUCACACGUGCGCCUCGCCACCUCCUCCUCCCACUCUCCAUCCUCCCUCAAACCCUCCUCCCUCACUCCCUCAGCCUCGCAGCGCUCCAGUGAAAAGCUCACGAAUGGUCGAGGCGCCAGCGGGCCGCCCAUGCCACGCUCCACCACGCCCCCAUCCUCUCUGGACCGGCGGCCCAGUCCGGCACGCUCGCCGCUGGACAAGCGGCCGUCGUCUACACCCUCUCCCUCCCAGCCAGAUCGAAAACCCUCCCCGUCACCUUUGCUCUCUCACCGACCUGUCGCCUUAGCAUCAUCAUCAUCAACAUCGCCGCUGGAUAAGAAGCACCAGAAUGGGACUAAGACCCCCCCCAAGUCGCACAAAAGACUUUCAGGGAGAGUGUUUGAUCCUAACAAGCACUGUGGAGUCCAGGACCCGGAGACGAAACGGCCCUGCACGCGCUCGCUCACCUGCAAGACUCACUCCCUGACCCACCGCCGAGCCGUCCCCGGCCGAAGGAAAAACUUCGACAUCCUCCUGGCCGAACACAAGGGGCGAGCAAAGGAGGGGGAGAAGGAGAAAGAAAGAGACGCAGCACAGGAGAGUCCCAGCAAGCCUCACUGCCCGAACGGACGGCCGCUGUCCACGCUGAAGCUGCGACUAGCGAAUGCACACAUACCCAGGGCUCCAGGCGGCUCCACCACCUACACUUCCACCCCUCUGCCCCCAGCGCCGGUGCCCGCCCCAGCCCCUAACCCCGAGCUGUCCCCUCUCAGCUGGGUGGCGACGGCGGGAGACGGUGGCCGCCUUUCCAGCGACGAGGGAGAGGCCGAGACUCCAGAGGACGCUGACAGACCUGCCUUUCACUACUCCAAUCACCACCCACAGCCUUUAGGGUUUUGCGUAUUCAGCAGCAGGCUCAUGGGACGGGGCCAUUACGUGUUCGACAGGCGGUGGGACAGGAUGAGGCUGGCGCUCCAGAGCAUGGUGGAGAAGCACCUGAACGCACAGAUGUGGCGGAAGAUGCCUCUGGCUGCUGACAGCCUCCUCUCCUCCUCAUGUCCUUCCUCCGUCACGUCCCAGCAGACCUCCUCCGUCACCUCCCCCUCCGACUCCCCCUCCUACACCGCCACCUUCCCUCAGUCCACAACCACGGCCGGAGUGGUCAGCAUCCGAGAGGCCGUGGCACAAGCCCACGCCCCCGUCUCUUCACCGGGUAAAGCCAGUAACGGCACCCACAAAACCAGUCGCCCAUCCAAAGACACAGACACUGACUCCGCUGCAGGAUGUAAGAAGAGAAAAAACUCUUCGUACUUUUCCUCCUCCCUUUCAUCUCCUUCUUCAUUGAUUUUGACUUUGGACAAUCACAAGAGGAAUGGCAGCAGCCACCAUACGACAUCGCAAGGUUCACGGGGGGCAGCUCCCUCCUCGGCCAGGAAAAGGGGUCUCGGGCGCGGGGGGAGCGGGCUUUGGCGCAGCGGAGAUGACUGGCUAUCAAAAUCCGACGGGUCUCAGAGCCUCAACUCGCAGAGCAGUCACAGUGUUGGCACCACCAGUGUACCCUACUCAUCUGGGGAGCUCGCCUCCAUGGUUCAUCAGACCCCGGCCCCCCCCUCUGGACCCCUGGCUUAUGCUGGAGGAGUAGAGGGGAGGAAGAGGAGAAGUCCUAGCUCGUACAGAGGGAAGGCCAGCAAGCUGAGCAAGCCGGGCGGAGUCGAGAGCCUCUUUGGGAAAGGAAACGACAUCGGUGGGAUACUGGCGUCAGGGCCAGAAUCUCCAAGACAGACCAAGUUACAUCACUGACAGGAACCUGUGUCACGGACAGAAUGUUGUGCAGCUGUGGAGGCCACCACCGUUAGUGACCUUUGACCUCGCCACUCUUCCACUGACCUCACCGAUCAGACUGCUUCUUCUCGGCGAUGUCAACCCUGUUUACCCAAUGACCGUUCAGUUCGGGACUUUGGAAUCUUUUGCCGACGGUCGGUCUGGCAGAUAACUUCCACUCUCCAUUUUCACUAUGGAUCUUUUUUGAUGGACAGCUGCCGCACAUCACUGUGGUCGUGGUAUUUUCAGAACAAGACAGUGGAAUCCAAAAAACGUUUUCCUCUGAAAAGGGAAUUUGCCUCACAGCGUUUUAACGGCAUUGUUAAUCUUAGCACCACUGUACAAUCUUUGGGAAAGCAUUUUUUUUUAAAAAACGAUCAGACUUCAUUUUCUGGUUGUUGUGAUCAUGUUCCCGGUUGCUGUGUUCAGUCAGCGGACAAGGAAAGAGGUGUGUGAUUGUUUUGAGGAGUUAAAUGGUUGAAGGACCUAGUGACACGUCGACUGUAGGACUCUGACUUCAGCUACGCCACCUGCCUCCCCCCCUUCACCCUUUCCUCCGUCUUUUCCAAAAAUUGGAGGAGAAGGCAGCCGUUUCAAUCGGGUUCUACCUUUUCCUUCUCAUCUUUCUCUCCAUCUUUCUUCAUCUUUCAACCUUUUAACUUUGUGCCUCCCUCGUUCCCUAUCCAUCCCAGCAUGCCCGAGUUCAAAGUGCACUUAACUGCCCCCGCUUCCCUCUUCGCUGACUCCAGAGCAGUCCCCAGCAGUGCCACACCAGGACCUGUUCGCACAAUGGAAGAAAACAAAAAACCCCAUCUGCGUUACCAACCAAGCAUUGUAAUUUCAACAUAGGAAGACAUUUAAUUUGUUGUUUUUCUUUUUAUUCUCAGUUCUACUUUAAAUGUUGCAAGAAACACAAACUCCUGUCUGUGUGUCAGGACUUGCACCAAAAAAAGGAAUUAUUACCACGGUGUUGGAUAUUUGUUUUUGUUGGGGUUUUUUGUAUGAUAAUUUAUGUACCUAAAUGUCUGUUUUCUAACUGACCGUUGAGGUUUGAGCUACAGAGAUAUUUUAAGCAAAAAAAUUAUUUCUAUGGCAUUUUUGAAGAAAUGUUGAAAGUAUUAUGAUCGUUCAUAUUGUUGAAAAUGUGUACAUAUCUGUUAUUUUUGUAUUUAUUAAUAAUUGUCCCCUUUUACUAAAUAUGAGCUAAAAGAGGGAGUAUUUCCCCUCUUGUUCUGUGUUUAAUGAUAUUUAAAUUGGUCUGGUUUCUCAAAACCUUCAAAGAAUUAGCAAGUUCUGAAAUUGAUCCUAAUCGAUAUCGCACACGGCCGGAUAUGAGCUUUAACUGUGGCUUCAAUUCAUCUCAUUUCCUUGUAGCUUUGUUGGUCAGUCAAAUAGAUUGUACUGUGUAUAAAGAUGGACGUCAGGUCUCCUCCUCCUCCCUUUAUCCAGAAAUGAAGCCAAAAUAUCCUGGACAUGGACGCUGCCAUCUUGUGCCUUUGGAGCCAGAGUCUGCGCUGUAUUAAGGUUCUGCCGAUACACACGCUCGUCAGUCUUAGCUGUCAAUCAUUACGUUUCGCCCGGUUUUUAUAGUAUCAUCACCAACAUAUUUAACCUUUCAUACAUCAGUAUGACAAAAACUAUCUAAAAUAAUAGAAACCAUCUUUGAAACAAAUUAUUUGAUGUGUUCUUUGAAUUUCUAGUUUGGCCCACGGCCCUGUCUACUUGCAUGAGGAAGGAUUUAUGACGUAUGCUCAAGCCAGCCACCAGGGGGCGAUUCAUGUCGUCCAUCUUUUUAUAUAGUCAUGGGGUCAAACUUCGAACUAUUUAAUUCAGGCAAAUUCUACUAACUACUAUCAUGUUGUCUGACAAGAACAAUCUGGAUUCAAUCUCCACUCGUGUAGAUCUCAUCCACACUUCAUCUGCCGUGUCCCAACUCCAUACUAAUUGUAUACAGUACACAUUGCUUCCUAAACAUUAUAAUGCACUGUGAUUGCUGUUAGUUUGCAAGAAAUCCAAAUAUUAUGUGUUAUAUACUAACAGACAAAAUAGUUUCUCCAAAGAUUAAAUACUGAGUUUUUCUAAUUUUUUACUGGAGCAGUUUCGUCACUGCCUGCAAUUUAUUUACAUUAUUGCUGCUGUGGAAACCCUCCUCCAUCCGAUGUGCUUUACAUUUUCACAACACUCUGUUUUUAACCUAGUCUAAUCUAUGCUCACUUUUACACCAUAUACUUAAAACCUAUGUGGAAUUAGUAUGUAGGUUGGGACAAAGUGUUGGUCAGCAGAUUGAAUCGUGGAGACAGUCGUAGCAAGACCAAAGUAUUUUAGUCCCAUGAUAACAGGUGGUCGUAUAUGGUUGAUUAUUUAUUUCACAGGUUAAGAAUGAAGCUCAGUUUAGUGAUACCGACCAUAAUGGAAGUCAGAAUUUAUACAGAAAACAUGGCCAACGUCACAAAAUCUCCAUCCUUAGAACAGAAAGUCCCCGAAGCACAAAGUCGUGCUUGGUCCCGACGUCCAGAUCAGGAUAUUUACGCCUAUUUAGCUCUUUCAAGCUGACUAAAGAAUGUUAAGACAAUUUAUUUAUAUGCAACCAUCUAUAAAUGUGAAAUGUGGCUGCACCAGAUGACGAAUAGUCCGAGAGUCCCAUUUCCCAAAGUUAGUGACAGAAUGCGUUUUCAAUUUCAUUCAAGACUUAAUCAUCUUUGGUUCCUCACGUCCUGUGAUGUAGAUAUGAUGGUCCAAAAUGUCAGUGGACACGUCUUCUAUGCUUCUACACAACUACUUCUUCUUAUUUCUAAUGGAUACAUCCCAGAACACAAUGUGCACCUGAUGUACGCAAAUUUAAAAAAUUUGCAAAACCAGGCAGUUGUAAGUAUUUUUAACAUUAAGGGCCCCACAUUCCUGUUUUCUCAUCUUUCUUCCAAAUUUCAGAACAAUACUUUUUAAUGGUCUUUUAUCUUCGAAGGACUAGCAGUUCCUAGAGCAGUUCAGCGAUACCGGCUCUUUGGUCUUUUUCUUUGUAGAUACACAUGGUUUAUCUGGGUACUCACGGCGUAUAAUUAACAUGCCUAAAAUAACAUGUAUUGUUUUCACUUUCCUCUCUGUUCUGAAGCCUGUUACCACCUGCCGUGCUCACACGUGUUUAAGUCGACUAACUUACGAUAAAAGACCAACAGAUACACUAGUGUAUAAACGGUUCAUGUUGCUUUACCAGCUACAAAAAUCAUUGAUUUUCCAGCUCAGUAUAUUCUUAUCAGGAGUAUCUACAGAUCAAAGAUGACGAUGAUAAUCUCUGUGCUAAGAUGUUUUUGGGAAAUGCCGCCGUGUCUUAGCGAUGAUGGUAACGGAAAUGAGAAGUUACACUUUGUUGCAGCUAAAAUUCAAAAUGAAGCUCCUGGAUGUUUAUUUCAGUUGUAUAUUUCCUUUGCUGUUGAAUUCUAUGGAGGUGUUAACAGGUCUUUUAUAAACCUUCCCUUUUACUUCCUUUUUUUUUUUUGCACUUUGUUAUAAAGCCCAGAUCUUUAAACAACCUCUAUUUAUAUAAAUAUUUGAGAUAUAUAUGAAAAGAAUCUAUAUAUAUUUUUUAAAGUGUUUCUGGCAACUACAGUGAAAGAAGAUGAACAGUUUAUUCUCGAUGAGUUGGCCCCGAAACCAACCAAUGUUUAUUGUUUUUGUAUCUGAUCCAAAUUGUGGUGAAUGUUAAAAUGCUUUUUUAUUAUUUUGGGGGGGUUAUUCAGUCUCAGUGCAGUUGGAUCAGAAAAAAAAAAUCCCAUCAAAACAAUUUAACAAUUGCUGUAAAAAAAAAAAAAGGUCUUAUAUCCAAGCUUUUAUUAAAUGAUUUGAAGUGGAUGCUUUGUUAUUUGUAAAUCAAAGAUGCAGCUUUUUUAAUUUGAAAGAAAAAUCCCACUGCUGAUUGUUUGUUUUGUAUAUUUUUCUUGUCAUUAUUGCAACUUGCGAUUGUCGAAGCAGCUCAUCAUUUGCGGUGUGACGUGAUAUUUUUGUACUGCUGGAGUAGAGAAAGAAAAAGAGCCUUCAUGAUUGUCAGUGUUCAUAUUUUGUUACUUUUUCACACAUUUCUAUGCUUAAAUUUUUUUCUGAUUCAUCUGAAACUGGUACAUUCAUUAUUGAAAACUGAACUGUGCUGAGUCCUGUUUGCUUCAAGGCAAAAGUCUGAGAAUAGUUCUGAGAUUUGAUGCUUGUGCCGACUUUUGUUUUGAGUUUUUUCUCGUAGCAGCCAGGUUCCGAUGAAGGCGAUGUCGGUCGGGUCCACCACUUUGCUCCAGAUUGAAAUAUCAGCAGCGACUGGAUGAAGAGGAUCAAUCCGACUACCAGCGGUCAUCCCACUGGGGUUUUCUUGUGAAAUCUCUGCACCUAUUGGAUGGAUUUGUAUAUGAUUAUGUGCAGGUAUUCAUGGUGCCCAGAGGAUGAACCCUAAUGCUUUGGUGAUCCCCCGACCUUUGAUACAGCGCCACCAGCAGGUCAUUUGGUACAUGUCAAUUUACACUUGAUAGAUUGCCUCCCUUUGAUUUGAACUUAAGUGAUAUCUUGGUUACCUCCGCCGAGGAGGUUAUGUUUUUACCCCUGUCUGUUUGUUUGUCAUCAGGAUUACCUAAACAUUACCGAAUGGAUUUCCACAAAACUUGGUGCAAGAAUGUGACGACGGCCAAGAAAGAACCUGAGGGCGGACCAAGGAAUAAUUUUUCUCUUUUUAAAAAAUAUUUUCACCAGUUUCAUGGAUCUCAAUGAUGAAAAUCAGGCAUAUUUGGAGAACUGAUAUUUGUGAGAGUCUGCAGCUUGCUUGAAUGUAAGUGGACUAUUGGGCCUUGGCGGAGGUAUGUGCUCCCCUGAGUGCCAUUCUAGUUUUUCAUGUAGCACCAUCAUUAUCAGAUUUUUCGAUUUCAAGCUUUAUGGACAAUAUGUACAGGAAAUGGUACUGAAUUAAAACAUGAAGGAGGUUAUGUUUUCA
Molecule: messenger RNA, 7486 nt
Organism: Hippoglossus stenolepis (Pacific halibut)
Lineage: Eukaryota; Metazoa; Chordata; Actinopteri; Pleuronectiformes; Pleuronectidae
Gene: atxn7l1
Product: ataxin 7-like 1
Exons: 13
Coding region: 448-2502 (684 amino acids)
Source: RefSeq, a predicted model, not a curated record